Messenger RNA from Syngnathoides biaculeatus (alligator pipefish), 5930 nucleotides. It is a transcript of the gene adarb2, whose product is annotated as adenosine deaminase RNA specific B2 (inactive). Gene Ontology annotation, cellular component: cytoplasm; nucleolus. The record is from RefSeq and is a predicted model, not a curated record. The transcript is spliced from 11 exons. Lineage: Eukaryota; Metazoa; Chordata; Actinopteri; Syngnathiformes; Syngnathidae. The coding region runs from base 710 to 2998 and encodes 762 amino acids. Gene Ontology annotation, biological process: adenosine to inosine editing; RNA processing. Gene Ontology annotation, molecular function: double-stranded RNA adenosine deaminase activity; double-stranded RNA binding; tRNA-specific adenosine deaminase activity.
UUGAGAUGAGGUUGUUAAUUGACUUUUUCUUUUUCAACCACCAUAACUUGAAACUGUGGAAAAAAAGCAGUAAAUAAUUUGCAUUUUAAAAUAGCGAGUUACAUUUAACCCUUUAUGCAUACCAGUAAACUCUAAACUUGCUGAUAUAACUGUUAAAAUAGCAAAUUGCACGUCAAGGACAAAAUUCCUUGAUGAAUGAAUUGAAAAUUGAGAUCCGUUUAAAAUGCUGCUUCCAUGAGUUCCGCCAAUGUGACGUCACAGCCGACUUUUUCCGAGGCACAAUGAAGAUUUUCUCUCCGGAGGGAACAAAGUCACCACGCAACUCAAGUAUGAAGUGAAACCGGCACAAGUAUUACAAACAAAGGCGCGGAUGAUUAAGGGGUGUUAGUAUGUGAGUGGAGCUUGUGAUGUCACAGCUCCCAGGCAGCCACGAUUGGACCCUAAUUAGAAAGCUGGCUGAGGAAUAGAUAGGCGUCACGCGUGUCCUGCUUGAUUGAAUCCACAGUAGCUGACGCCUAAAUUUCCACAGAGGCGGAGAGCACCGUGAAACCGCACUGGUGAUGCUGAGCGCAGAGAGAGCAGUCUCCUCCGCAAGCGGACUUCCAACCAGUGGGUUGUGAUAAUAGGAGGAGGGGCAAAUAAAGGUAGCGAAAGAGAAGAGUCCGGCCACAAGUCUCAAGUUCUUACGACGAGUCGUUCCAAAGGGCAGAUGGCGUCCGUACUUGGGAACAACAGCCGCGCGUCGGGGGCUCAAGGUGGCCAGGUUAAGUGCAAGCUGAAGAGGAGGAGGAGGAGGAGAUCCAAGCGAAAAGAGAAAAUCAGUAUGAUGUCGGCAUUGAUCAGUCCCUUCAAGUACAUUAGCCCUGGGACCAGCAGCACAGAAGACGAGGACAGUUUAAGUACCAGCAGUACAGAGGUGAAAGAGAACCGCAAUAUUGAUAACUUGGAGGAUCGCUCCUUGGCAUCCGUUGAGUGUCAAUCACUCUUCUGCUCUGAAUCGACAAGAAGUGGGAGUUCGAGUCUGAAGAGGAAACGGCCCCUGGAGGAAGACAACAACGGUCACCUUGGCCAACUCCGUCUGGUCUAUAAGAAAUUGUCCUGGUCUGAGGCACCAAAGAAUGCUUUGGUUCAGCUCAACGAGCUCCGACCAGGUCUUCAGUAUCGCAUGGUUUCACAAACGGGUCCAGUCCACGCUCCUGUUUUCUCUAUUGCUGUUGAGGUUAAUGGCUUGACCUUUGAAGGGACAGGUCCCACAAAGAAGAAGGCCAAGAUGAAGGCAGCAGAGCUGGCUCUUAAAUCUUUUAUUCAGUUUCCUAAUGCUCCUCAGGCCCACCUAGCCAUGGGAAACAUCUCAAACCCAUCAGCCGACUUCACCUCAGACCAAGCGGACUUCCCAGACACUCUUUUCAAAGAGUUUGAAUCUUCACCGUGCGCUGAUGGCCUCGCCCUUUGCAACUCAGAUGCAGAAAGUCAGCUAUUAUCAAGUGAGCUCCUGAGACAUGGACGCUUGCUUCGCCACACCUUGGACCUGAUGGUGCAGGCUCAGCAGAGGUUGGGCGGCAUUGUUCCAGAGCCUAACGUGCCCAAGAGUCCCGUGGUGCUGCUCAAUGAACUGCGUCCGGGUUUGCGCUACGCCUGUUUGUCUGAGCGUGCCGAGGGCCGGCGGCUGCGUAGCUUUGUGAUGGCAGUACGCGUGGAUGGACGGAUUUUUGAGGGCUGUGGUCGGAGUAAGAAGAUGGCCAAGACCCAGGCAGCCCAGUGUGCGCUUGAGGCCCUCUUUAAUAUCAGGACAGCCCCCGAAGGGAGAAUGGGUCUGAAAGCCAGCAGGAAGAUAUGCCCUCAUUUACCCCAGGACUUUGCCGAUUCAAUAUUCCACUUGGUGAGGGAGAAGUAUCGCUCGCUGCUGGGCGGCUGCAGUCCAGCUUACUCUCAACACAAAUCCCUGGCAGGCAUCGUAAUGACCCGAGGUCUGGACAUGAACUAUGCCCAGGUGGUGGCGCUGUCUACAGGAACCAAAUGUAUCAAUGGGGAGAAUCUGAGCGACCAGGGGCAAGUGGUUAAUGAUUGUCACGCUGAAGUGACCGUACGCAGAGCCCUGCUACGCUUUUUCUACUCUCAACUGGAGCUCUUCUUCAGUAAAAGGCCAGAAGACUGGGAAGAGUCUAUUUUUGUGCGGCACAAGCAGCGCAGCUACAGGUUACGGGACGGCGUCCACUUCCACAUGUACAUCAGCACCUCGCCGUGUGGGGACGGGAGACUCCACUCGCCCUACGAAAUUACUACAGACUUACCCAGCAGCAGACACCUCGUGAGGAAGCACCGUUGCCACCUGCGGACCAAAAUCGAAUCAGGCGAGGGAACGGUACCGGUGAGGUAUCGUGGGCCCGUCCAGACGUGGGACGGGGUCUUACAGGGAGAGCAGCUCAUCACCAUGUCCUGCACUGACAAAAUGACCAGGUGGAAUAUUCUUGGCCUGCAGGGUGCGUUGCUGAGCCACUUAAUGGAGCCUGUGUACCUUCAUAGCGUGACUGUGGGCAGCCUGCGCCACACGGGGCAUCUGAGCAGGGUCCUGAACCAACGGCAGGAACGACUGGGCCCUCUUCCCGCAGCGUACAGACGCAACCAACCGCUGCUCAGUGGGUUAAGCUGUGCCGAGUUUCAGCAUUCAGGGAAGGCCUUGUGCGUGAGCGUCAACUGGACGGCGGGCGACGCGCAGUUGGAGGUGGUGAACACCGCCACAGGACGGAGACGUGACUCAGGGAUGCCUUCACGCCUCUGCAAACACGAGCUGUUCACGCGCUGGAACAGACUUUACUGCAAGGUGGGGGUCCCCGCGUCCCGCCCACAUGACAGCCAGCUGACGUACUGCCAGGCCAAGAUGGCGGCGCGCCCUUACCAGACAGCCAAGCAGCAGUGGUUCAGGUCCCUGCAAGACGUAGGCCUGGGGACCUGGGUGAAGAAACCACCUGAGCAGGAACAGUUCCUGCUGUUGGACUAGAGUGUGUGCGUGAGUGUGUGCAUGUAGAUAAGUGUGAAUGUGUUGACCUUUAUUUUUUUUAGGGUAAGGCAGGGGCCGCGCUCUUUGCAAACAUACACACAAUGCAUAAUCGAGAGUGGAAAGCUGUCAUCGUUGUGUGUGUGUUUUGUUGUGAAUGUGCCACACACAUGCACUCCACCGGGUAAUGCAAACACCGGAAGGUCAACUGGACGUGCUGAAAGGAACAGGAAAUAAAAGGGAUUGAGGGUUUUUUUUUUUUUUUUUCUCAAGCCAACAUCUCCUUUAAACUCACACACGCACAAAUGUCAACACACCCUCCCGCACCCCCACCUCUCAGGUGUGGUGUCUGUCAUAGAAGGGUGGGGUAACCUUGAGUUAAAUGAAAGGCAGCCGCUAUCUUGUCAUCAGCUAUUUCCGGGCCCCAAGGCUCCCGCUGAGGAGCAGAGCCGAGGGAGAGAGAGAGAAAAAGAGGAAAGAAGAGAGAGAGAGGGAGGGAGGGAUGAGGACCACAUCCAAUUACUGGCCCUGUCAUGGUGACGGGUGAUAGAGGAAGAGAAAGGGAUGGGUGGAGGGAGUGAGACAAAAAGAAGGUAGAGACACAAUUCAAUGGCAUCUCAACCGACCCAUCCUCACCUUUUUCUACGGUUGCCCUCCUCUGACUUCGCCCAUUUUCUCGCCACUUCCUUUGUCUCCGUCACUACCCCCCCCCCCCUUCCUCACCCCCAGCCCAGCUCCUUGUCAAUCUUCCGCCGCAGCCUUGCUUUUUGAGCGCAGCACAGUUUAACACGACACGACGACAGGUUAAUACACCCCGCUGGGUCGGGGAGGAGACGAGGUACACGGCGAGCGCGGCCAUUACCGCUUCCUCAAGUGCGAGUGCGGGUGACGAUGGAGGGAGUGACUCUUCCGUUCGCCGCUUUCGUGCUAAAUAUGGUUUUUGUGCCCUGACCUGGAUCCACAUCUCAAUACUGCACAUCACUUUUUGAACACAAAGGCCUUUUUGACCUUAUUCUCUACAGUGAUGAUCAUCAUGUUCUAAUGAUGAGCAAGAUUAUGCUUAUAUCAUAGAUUUGUAUUGUUUUAUUUAAGAGGACAAGUACUCUUCUUAAGGAAUAUGUAUCCAAAAUUUGAAAAAAUCUUGACUUUAAACAAAAAUAGGUGCAAUGAGAUGCCACAAAAGAUCCUUUUUUUGGGGGGGUCAUUUUAUAUUUACAUUUUCCUUUGCUUGCAAUUCCCCUCCCCCCCCCCCCCCCCAAAAAAAAAAAAGAUUGAUUGCCAAAAAGUGCCACACAGUGGCAGCAGAGCGCUACUUCUCUAUUGGACAGGGAUACACCCUGCCUAAAUGCCAAAAGAUGGCACCAGAGAAAUAUUUAUUUCUCUAGUGUAAUAUUUUUGUCAUAAUUUUAGUCGGGGUCUUGGUCUGAGCAGAAAAACAGCAAAUAUGUGAGUUUUCCAAUAAAUAAUGGAGGAUAGGUAAGUUAGGUAAAGCACUACUCUUGUUUAAAGUCCUCAACUCGCUUCAACAUAGUUCCCUUGCACCAAGAUGGCAGCAAAGCACUACUUUAGUCUAAAUCACAGGUGUCAAACUCAAGGCCCAGGGGCCAGAUCUGGUCAUUUGUUUAAUUCUUAUGAUACUUGCGAAAAUCUGUACUCAAAUUGUCGUGUAAUAAUAUCAAACCAACUAAUUCUUUGUUUUUACAGUAACUGAAUCCUUGACAUCUUAGUAUUUGUCAUGUAUAUGCAAUAAUGAGGCGGUUUCUAUGGUUACCCAGUCUAAAUGGCCCCCUGCAGGAAACUAACAAAAUUGAGUUUGACAUGCCUGGAAGCGCUCAAGUCACUUCAACAUAGGUACACAAGUUUUAGUAACGCCAAACAUUACUACAACCUAGUUCCUUGGAAAUGUGAUGGUCAAGUAUACCUUUAUAUUAAUAAUAAUAGUACAGUAAUAAUAAUACCUUUAUUGCUUUUUUGCCUGAGCACAGAAGCUAACUAAAUAAAUAAACUGGUCAUGAUCUUAUCAACCUAAAAGAUUAUGAAUAGUAUUAAAAAUCCAUUCAAAGCAGAAAGCACAUUUCUAAAAUUUUCCAAUCUUCACUGUAUAAUUUAAAAUUUCUGAAUUGAUUCCAACUAUUCUAAUUCUCCCCUUCCAAAUACUUCAACAGGUAUAUGAAAUUCCACAGCAUUUCAUUUUUUGGUUCAUUCUUCAAUUAUUCAUUGUUCAGUUAAUUUAACGUGGUUUUAUUUUUGGGGUGUAGGCGGAAGCUGAAAGUGGCAGUAAAAAUGAACAAUUUAAAAAUAAAAAAACAAGCAUAGGAGGAAAAUGCAAACUCCACACACACACCUACACGUGCCGCCCCAUUAUUAUUACCGAUUUAGAAAAUGCUCCCAAGUUUAUUUAGCAUUUUAAUUUGUUACCUGCUCCAUGCAGGUCGCUGUUAAUCUGCAUUACGGCUGUGCCGGCUGCACAUUGAUUGGGGAGACUGACAGCCAGCGGCGUGGCCCGGCCUGUAAAUAACACGGAAGCAGUGAGAGAGACGUCUUCUGGCAAUUCCAUGUUGGGCUUAUUUGACCUGUGUUCACCCCAGUCCCAAGGGGCACGCACACGCCUUCAUUAUUGAAGAAUAUCAAGUCAAGGUGUGAACAAACAGAUACAGUAAAUGCAUCACAUUCACACCAAGACUUUGAAAAGCAGCCACGCGUGGUGGCAAUGUAAUAAUCUAAAGAGAUCCCAUUAAAAAAAAAUGAAUAAUCUGCCUUUACCAUGGUAACCAUGCCCAGUUUUGGGGAAAAUUGGCACUGUCAGUGAAGUAUUCACUUAACAUUCAUGAGGUUUUAGUUUGUUUCUGCACGUGGUUCUGGUGUUGUGGCGAGUUGAUGCAUGUAAUAAAUAUAAUUUUCCCCUGAUGGUGACAAAUAAACUGCCACACCUUAA